AUGACGGAUAUCAACGACAAGACAGAAUGGACGCUGAUUGUGGCCUCUCUGGGCGACCACGAGCUCCGAGCCGAGAGAGAUCGUCUACAGAACUCGAUCCAGCACCUCAAACGGUCCAAUGAAGAGCUGGAGGAGUUUGUCAAGGAGGACGACGAGCUACAGGAGGUCAUUGACGACAACAACAAGGUGAUUGGCAACCAGGAGAUGCGCAUCCAGGUUCUGAAGGCCGAGAUUACCAAACGUGGUAUAAGUCAUUCCGAACAGCAAGUGGAAAACAAUGGGUCUAAGAUUGAGGAGAUUACCGAAGACGCCGACGAGACAGCUGUCCCAACGGAGGCUGACGAAGGGGAGACUGUUAUUCACUUGUAG
Yarrowia lipolytica CLIB122 is the source of this 369-nucleotide messenger RNA. The record is from RefSeq and is a predicted model, not a curated record. NCBI's taxonomy places the organism in Eukaryota, Fungi, Ascomycota, Dipodascomycetes, Dipodascales.